AAACGGGACUUCAAGAUGCAAGCACAGUGAUUGAGUUAACCGCCCCGUCAGUCUCCACUCGCUUCCGUCUGCGCAAAUCUGGUGAUCCAGAGGCUGCUGCGGUGGGAUGUGCAGGGGUUGGCAAUGUGCUCAGUCACCGGGCGGAAGCAUCCCUACUCGACUGGAUGCCUGUUGAGAGUCGCCUCUGUGCGGUUCAUCUGGCAACGUCUGUGAAGGAGUCUCACAAGCGGCAAGUUGAUAGAGGUCUAUUUAUGGUGUUUGCCUACGCCCCAACUAACAGUAGAUCCGACGCCGUCAAAGAGGCUUUUCGACGCCCUGAAUGCCCUGCUGCGAAAGUCAAAGAAAUGGAAGAGGCCCAGAAAGCAGGUAAUGCCCGAAGAUUAUUCCAGUUGAUCCUUGCGACCGGUCCCCAGAAGCCAUCUGUGAAUGAAACUAUCAUGCAUCGAAAUGGAACGACCAUCUCUAAUAAGGAAGAACGCCUCGACCCGUGGGCUGAAUACUUCAAACAGCAACCAUCUAGGCCGCCGGCCGUCACUCGUCUAGAGCCCACAGGUGAAGUAGAACGCUGGACGGUGAACGUGGAACCACCUACGGCCUCGGAGUGCCACCGAUCUCCUAGCCCGGAUGACCUCCCACCUGCACUGUUCAAAGACGGGGGUGAAGUCCUCAGUCAGCGCCUGUCCGACUUGUUUGCUUGCAUUUGGGAAAAGGAGUCUGUCCCAGACAACUGGGGAGAAUCGGUGAUAGUGCCCAUUUUCAAAAAAGGGGCGCGUAGUGUUUUUCAAUACCCCAUCAUGGUUGGUUCAAGUAAAAAAGCUGAAAAAGAUCCCACUGACCGUCGGAACCACAGCAACACAGAGGAGACAGCCCUUCGUCUUGGGCAUAGCAGUCCAGACGAGGAUGUUCAAGAGGAUGAAGAGGUCAAGAAGGAAAUCUUUCUUGAGCCAGAUGACGAAUUCCUCGGAUUCACUACAAACCCGGAUCUCGAAGGAGCAGAGUAUCUGGAAUCAAUCGAUGAUGCUCCGAAACCGGGGAUUGUCAAACCCAGUCAACCUAUUUCCGAUAUGAUACGAGACCGUAUCUAUCUGACAGGAUUCGAACCAAUCAAACACUGGAGUGAACAAAUUGCCCAACAUAUCAACGAUGACUUUGGUUCAGGAGAAAAGUUGCAACUGUUUAUCUACUUGAAUCGUAAAAAUGAGUUACGAGUAACUUUCGAUGUUCCAAUGCAUUGGUAUUCCGAACUGAACUAUUUCAUUCACAUUCCAGGUGCGGAAGGUAAAACACUCACAUCUGACAACUUUGACGUACGUGUGCAUUACGGUACUGUUGUUGGUCGAGGGAUUGAAUCCCUUCUGCGCAUCAUGUCUACGAUAUUUGCACCCGCCUUCUUCGCCAACAAAACCUGGCCAGACAGUAUUAAGAAUGACUUCUCACUACAGUUGCAACGGUUCAUGUCUGCAUUGACUGACGCUCGAUGGAAGUUGGAGAACAAGACCGUCCUGUACAUGCCCACUGAAAAGAUAGAACGCGACUCAGAAAUUGAAGCCAAAAACAAGGAUUUGGUUAACCGAUUCGAAAUGAUCGUGAUUCACUGGACUAGACAAAUAAAAGCUGUUCUAAACUCUCAGAACACCGCAGACGAAGUGGAAGGAACAGGUCCAUUGGACGAAAUUGAAUUUUGGCGUAAUCGAUGCGAAGACCUGACUGGUAUCAGUAAACAACUGGACAAGGCCGAAGUGAAGAACAUUACUGACAUCCUUACUGCGGCCAAAUCUUCCUAUGUAGCCGCAUUUAUCAGGCUAGCUGACGAGAUCAAAUUCAACACACAACAAGCGCAGAGUAACUUGCAAUUCCUCAACACACUGAAAGAAAUGUGUCAUCAGUUGGCCGAAUCGACUCCCAGAGAAAUUCCUCCGAAACUUCCCCGAAUCAUCAGCGUAAUACGCAUGAUAUGGGUCAAUUCGAAACACUACAAUACAAAGGAGAUUAUCACAGGGAUGUUCCGUAAACUAUCCAACGAGAUCAUCAACCGGUGCUGUAGUGUGAUCUCAUUGGACGAUAUUUUCGAUGGCAAGGUUAUCUCUAGUUCGAACAACCUACGACACUGCAUCACGUGCUGCGAAGAGUACAAGGCCAUUUAUGACAAGCUACAGAAAAUACACUCACGUCAUUCGGCGUUCCCGUGGGACGCACAAAAAGGCAGUAUCUUUGCUCAGGUUGAUGCGUUUAUUCAGCGAUGUCGAGACCUCCUAGAAAUAUGUGAAUGCCAAAAGAACUUUGGCCGCUACGAGGAAGGCACAAAGACAACCAUGCCAAUUUUCCAGGGCGCUCGCGGACCGGAGUUGGAAGUUCUGCUCAACACAAUCGAACAAAUGUUUGGGAAACUGAUGCGCAAUUUGUAUGACAAGCGAACCUCAAUAUUGGAUGUGAAGGCAACAUCAUGGCAUGACGAUUAUAAUCGAUUCAGGGUUGGAAUCAAAGAUCUUGAAGUGAUGAUGCAAAAUGCGAUCAAUACGGCGUUCGAGACGGUGACAACCAUACAACAAGGUGUUGAAAUAUUGGACGUGUUUGCUCACCUGCAGAGUAGGGAGUUUGGUCUUGUCGCUGGGGUUCACCACAGAUUAUCAAUUGUCAUUUUUCAGGCUAUUCGGCGGACGAUCGAUAACAAGACCCAUGAACUUGUGGCCCGUUUCGGCGAGAUCCUGAAUCAAGUGAAAAAGGAAAUGACUCAAAGGAUAUACGGUGGUCUCCCAAUGCCAACAGAAGCUCAUUACGCAGGGCAAGGGCUGUAUUGGCGAUUCCUUCGACGGAGACUAGAAAAGACCAUGCUGAGUUUGGAUCAGGCUUUCUUCCUGUCUCUUGCGGCUGCUGGCAUGACUGAACAUCGCCAGCAAUACUCACAAACACUGGCUGCCCUGGAAGAUAUGACGAGGAAGACAUUUUUGGAGUUCCAAAGCACAAUCGAUCAGGGGCGGUUUGAUUAUUUACAAAAGCAGUUUUAUCAUUUCAUGCAGGGAACGAGUCGAUUGACUGACUUCUUUACCCUACAGGAUCCAUUGAAAGCUCUUGAAACCUCCUUGCUUCUGAGAAGUUCCAUGCAGCUCUGCUUAAUUGAGCCUAACCUCAACGCGGCUGUGCCGAAGCUCUUCAACGAACUGCACUAUUGGAUACGUCUUGGUGUUGAAGUGCCACCAAAUGCAGCAGAGGCUUUUCGCCGCCGACAUGAACUGCGAUACCUAGUCGAACUGGUUCUGCUUAUCGUCCGAGACUACAACCGCAUUAUGAACUCGCUGAACUCGGAAGAGAGGGCACUAUUUCGUGAACGUAUCAAAAUUCUUGACAAAAAGCUCGCACCUGGGUUCACCAAGUUGCACUGGACUGUAAAGGGUUUGGUGGAGAUGUUUGUCAGUGACGUUCGUGUGCAGGCGUCGAAACUUCAAGGCAAAGUAGAUGACUAUAAGACAGCCAAUGAAGAUAUAAAGGGUAACUGUGAGCAGAUUGCACGAACCUUGCUCAUUCGGUUGGAGCCCAACCGCGUCUACGAGAACACGGAAUUCGAUGACUGUCAGUCUGCUCAUCGUGCCAUCACAAAGAUCAAACUGUUCAAUCUGCAUGAAGGCAUCGUGCAGCAAAUGCGCCAGGUCAAGGAAACGUUUGUAUCCGAGAGUGCUGAUAUUCAGUUAUAUUGGGGCAGAUAUACAGAACGUAUGGACCGCUAUUGCGAAGAGGCAUUUCGACUUAAUGUCAAGCUCUCGCUAAGUGAACUCCAGCGUGCAAUCAACGGUGAUGGGCGAAAUGACCCCAAUCCCUUGUUCAAGGUCGCACUCAAUUUGGACAACGAUGUUCUCGUUUUCCUACCAACCCUGCCGCAGUUAACAAACGUGGUUGCCUCAUUGGGCAAUAAGUUCACGGAGAUCAUUUCCGCAGUACCUCGUCUACCUGAUUUGCUAACACGUAUGAAAUCUUCCAAAGUGCCAAUCUGUGACGCCAUCGCGAACGAUGAGGAAAUCAAUAAAAUACAGGCUAGUAUCAAGCGCGGCAUGCAAGAAAUCAGCUCAGCUGUGCAAGAACCUUUGAGUUAUUGGGAUCAAUUUAGAGAAAUCUGGGAGUUGCCAAAAGAUGACUUCAUUCAGCGGUACCGACAACUCAACCCCCACGUGUCUUCUAUAGAUGCCGACAUUGCUAGGUAUACUGAGGUGACAAACAAGGUGCAAGAUGCCGAAACAAUGGUAACCACUCGCUUCCUUCAACUGGACUUCAGUCUACUGAAAAACGCCAUUGCUGCCCAUUGUCGCGACUGGCAACAGCGCCUGACCAAUCUGCUGUUGGAUAUGACGACGGAUUCACUCAAUGGCAUUUACACUUAUAUUGAAACUAGUUCCGAGAGGAUAUCGAAACCUCCACAAAAUUUGGACGAGUUGAGUGAAUCGAUUCAGCUGUUGGAACGUAUCUUGACUGAGCAACACGACAUUCAAGCCAAAUUUGGUCCUUUGGAAGAGCAAUUUGCUAUACUGGAUAAAUGCGAAGUGACUUACACCGAUUCAGUGGCGGCUAGACGUGCUAAUCUGGCUAAUGACUGGAUUCAAUUUCAGAACACGCUUCUAGCGGCUGAACAAAUGAUCAAGAAGUGCAAGGAGAAGUUUAAGACGGGCUUGCUAGGAGAUUCGGAAGAAUUCAAGCGUGCGGUGGCCAACCUGCUUGCAGAACUGCAGUCAACCGGCCCAUAUUCUGCGGACCUCGCUCCACAAACAGCACUUGACGCUGUGGCAGGUUUCCGAGAGCGUUUGGAUAAGUUGAAAGCACGUGAGCUUGAACUAAGACAUGGACUGAAUUUAUUCAAAAUUGAACAGCCACCCUGUAAGGAAAUUGCUGUGAUUGAAAAGGAUUUGGAAUAUUUGGACGUGAUUUGGACAAUGAAUUACGAGUGGGAGAAAAACUGGGAAAUCUGGAAAUAUGGGCGAUUCUGUGAGCUGCAGACGACGGAAAUGGAAAAUCUGGCCAACACUGUGUUCCGCAAGUUUGUGAAACUGUCUCGGGACUUGAAGGAUAGGAACUGGGAAGUCAUCGAGAGUAGCCGCAUACGGGUCGAUCAAUUCCGGCGAACCAUGCCUCUAAUCAUGGAUUUACGAAAUCCGGCUAUGCGAUCAAGACACUGGGUACAGUUGAAGCUAGAGAUGAACAAGCAGUUUGAUGAGAAUUCAGCCGACUUCACAUUGGAACGCAUUGUCCAAUUGGGAUUCGAACAACAUGCCGAAAUUAUCCAUGAAAUCUCGGGUGCAGCGUCCAAAGAAUUGGCGAUCGAACAUACACUGGACAAUAUGGAAAGGUUGUGGCAGAAUAACGAAUUGGAUAUGGUUCCGUACAAGGAGAAGAACACAUACAAACUGCGAUCGACUGAAGAGGUGUUUCAAGCACUGGAGGACAAUCAGGUGAGCGCUGGUGUGAUAUGCUGCGUUCAACUAUCCACAAUGAAAGCUUCGCGUUUCGUUCGGCCGUUCGAGGUUUUGGUGGACCGUUGGGAAAGGUUACUGUCACUCAUUAUGGAAACUCUGGAACAACUCUUGUCCGUUCAACGUCAAUACUUGUAUUUGGAAACCAUUUUCCUCGGUGAGGAUAUUCGUAAACAGUUGCCUAAAGAAUCCAGCGCGUUCGAUGCAGUUAAUAUGGACUGGCAGUCAAUCACAGCCUUCCUGUAUGAAACAAGAAACACCCGGGCCUGCACAACAAAGCCAGGUCUUCUGGACAAUUUGAACAGGCUGGUCAACAGUUUAGAAGAGAUUCAACAGUCUUUGGAUAUGUAUCUGGAGACCAAACGCCAAAUAUUCCCAAGAUUCUACUUUCUGGCCAACGAAGAUUUACUGGAAAUUUUGGGACAGGGUAGAAAUCCGGAUGCGGUGAUGCCACAUAUGAAAAAAUGCUUUGAUAAUAUAAAUUCGCUAAAAAUUGAAAAGGUACACUCUCGUCUUGAUCGUUAUGGCGGCAUUGCAAAACUGCCAGCUCCUAGACGAAUGAUGCUUGAACCUCACACAUCAGACAAAGGGGACAAAACUCAAGCAGUUGCAGAUUCUGUUACAUCCAAACGUUCUGGGAUAUUAGCACAACAGACCACCGCAGUGCAAGCGUCCCCUGAAGCGCUGCCGGCGCAAAUAUCAAACAUGAACGUUGCAGACGGUGAGCUACAGAACCUCGCAGAUGCAAGUAGUAUCCAAGGUGUUGAAGACUUACAAUCAGACGUUGGCAGGCAUAUCUUCGAAAUUUCGGCCCCAGAAGGUCCGGCCGCAGACGAACAAACAGCAGUAACCGAGGAUAAGGUUGAUGACAUCAUGGAGCCAGGAGGUGAAAGGAUGGACAUUAUUGAUGUAUUUACAAACACCAAACAAGAUCAAAGUGGUCAAGAAUCACCAAGCCUCGAGCCACAGGCGGAUACAGAGGGUUCAUUGUCUAUCUUGACUGAUAAACCCAAAACAGCACAGGCUUCUGACACUUCAAUAUCAGCUGGUACUGCACCCGGUGGGGUAAUACAGUCACCAGCAUCUUCACAUCCCGGAAUUGUUCCUACUGCGGGAAAAGCGAAACAUCACGCGUACACCGCAACCAUCCAUGAGGCGUUGUCUAUGUAUUCGAUGGAUGGGGAAGAGGUUCCCUUCAAGACCAAAGUCCGUUUGGAGGGUCCAGUGGAAUCGUGGCUUUGUGACGUGGAGGAGCAAAUGUAUAAAACCUUGCGAGAUAUGCUCCGAGAGUGUCGCUUUGCGUUGAAAAAAGCUGCAACAAAACGUGAGAAGUUUGUAAAGGACUGGCCUGGACAAAUGUGUAUCACAUCGAGUCAGAUUCAGUGGACUGCAGACGUGACCAGAGCUUUGCAGCUGGUAAGUUUCCCAUUCGCCUGGUUGUCCUCGGCUCUUACCUGUCGAAGUAACGGUAUUAUGGAGUUGUUACAACCAGUCGUUCAUUUGCCUUUCCUGCAGGUUGGACAGCGUCAAGACAAAAAACCGCUGAAGUCACUGCGUCACAAACAACGAAAUAUGCUGGAGAAAUUUUCCGAAAUGAUACGCUCAAAUCUCACCAAAAUCCAGCGUCUAAAAAUCAAUGGUCUGGUCGUGAUUGAAGUGCAUCAGAGAGAUAUCAUUGAGAAGCUGUACAAAUCCGGUUGCAAUGAUAUCAACGCAUUCGAUUGGUUGAGUCAGCUGAGAUUCUACUGGGAUAAAGAACCAGACGACUGUUUCGUUCGGCAAACCAACACCUCCUUCCAGUACGGUUACGAGUAUUUGGGUAACUCCGGUCGCCUCGUGAUAACACCGCUAACCGACCGAUGUUACAUCACCUUGACCACCGCUUUACACCUGCACAGAGGGGGCUCACCCAAAGGUCCAGCCGGUACAGGUAAAACGGAAACAGUGAAAGAUUUGGGCAAAGCACUUGGUGACUAUGUGAUAGUGGUCAAUUGCUCUGAAGGGUUAGACUACAAAUCAAUGGGACGCAUGUUUGCGGGCCUAGCUCAGACGGGCGCCUGGGGAUGCUUUGACGAAUUUAACCGUUGCGAAUUUCCCAAACAGUUGUUGCGAAUUCAUUCCUUUUGGCACAGGAUAAACAUUGAAGUAUUGUCGGUGGUCGCACAACAAAUCCUUUCCAUAUUAUCCGCACUGGCCCUGGCCGCUCAAUCUUCCAGUCCUAUGGAAAAGACUCGAUUCAUGUUUGACGGGCGAAUGUUACAGCUGGUCUGGUCUUGUGGGAUAUUUAUCACAAUGAAUCCGGGCUACGCAGGCCGUACCGAGUUGCCAGACAACCUGAAGUCCAUGUUUCGUCCUAUUGCCAUGGUGGUGCCGGAUUCGUCCAUGAUUGCCGAAAUCACUUUGUUUGCAGAAGGGUUCGGGUCGACCAAGCUGUUGGCGAAAAAAGUUUUCACUCUGUACAGUUUAACAAUCCAACAAUUGAGCAAACAGGAUCACUACGAUUUCGGCUUGCGUGCGUUGGUAUCCGUGCUGCGUUAUGCUGGUCGGAAGAAGCGCUCCAAUCCCACAAUGCCUGACGAGGAAGUCCUGUUACUUUCACUGAACGAUAUGAACUUGGCGAAGCUCACGUCGGUGGACCUGCCGCUUUUUAAGGGCAUUAUGACUGACUUGUUCCCUGGUGUCGAGGCACCGAAUAUUGACUACACAAAAAUCAAGAAUGCUGUAGAAUCCACUUGCAAGUCAAUGAAUCUCCGCAUGAUUCCUUUCACCUUAAACAAAGCCAUCCAGUUGUACGAGACCAAGAGUUCGAGGCACUCUGUGAUGAUUGUGGGAAAAACGUUGUCUGGAAAAUCUACCACCUGGCGAAUUCUUCAGAAUGUUCACAACAACCUAGCCAAAGCUGGCGAGCCUGGUUUCGAACGGGUCCAAGAAUAUCCGCUGAACCCGAAGGCUGUAUCCUUGGGAGAACUGUAUGGAGAGUUCAAUCUGGCCACUAAUGAAUGGACUGAUGGGGUUCUUUCAUCUGUGAUGCGACAGACCUGUGCUGGUAGGAAAUUUUUUAUACUGCUUUUGCAUAAAAGACUCUGUUGCUGCAGUGUAUGGUAUCCAAUGACCACCUUUGUUGUUACAGAUGAUACACCGACGCUGAAAUGGAUCAUAUUCGACGGGCCGGUUGAUACUCUGUGGAUUGAAAGUAUGAACAGCGUGAUGGAUGAUAACAAGAUCCUCACACUUAUCAACGGUGAACGCAUAUCAAUGUCGGAACAGGUCUCCCUCUUGUUCGAAGUCGAGGAUUUGGCCGUUGCUUCCCCCGCAACUGUAUCCCGCUGUGGAAUGGUGUAUAAUGACGCACAUGACCUUGGUUGGUGGCCCUACGUCAAUUCCUGGUUGGCAGCAAAACAGGAUAAGACACUGGUGGAUGAAACGAGACGUCUGUUCGAGAAGUACAUUGAAAAUUUACAUCAAUACAUCAAACAAAAUUGUAAUACCUUGGUGCCAAUGAGUGAAACGAAUACAGUAAUAUCACUCUGCAGAUUGUUCGAUGGAUUGGCUACGCCAGAAGCGUGGGUUGAUCCAGCAGACACAGACUACUACACUCGACUUGUGGAAAUGACAUUCCAAUUUUGUAUGAUUUGGUCUGUCUGUUGCAUGGUCGAUGAGGAUGGUCGGAAAAAGAUCGAUUCCUAUAUUCGCGAGAUUGAAGGCAGUUUUCCAAACAAGGACUCUAUCUACGAGUACUGUGUGGAUCCGAAAGGUCACACUUGGAUACACUGGGAAGAGAAACUGCGAGGAGGUUGGAAAUAUCAACCAAACGAACCGUUUUACAAAAUCUUGGUACCCACUGUGGACACGGUACGCUACCAAUUUCUGGCCAGCCAGCUUGUUGGUAAUCACAAUCCCAUCCUACUGAUUGGGCCUGUUGGUACGGGAAAGACCUCUUUGGCAGUCAAUAUUCUGAACAGUUUAGACCCGAAUAUAUGGACUAACCUGACGAUAAAUAUGUCCGCCCAAACAUCCUCUAGCAAUGUGCAAGACAUCAUCGAAGGUCGCGUAGAGAAACGAACGAAAGACACUUUUGUCCCAAUAGGUGGAACGAAUAUGCUCACAUUUAUGGACGAUUUCAACAUGCCUGCCAAAGAUGCGUUUGGUUCCCAACCUCCGUUGGAACUGGUUCGCCAGUGGUUAGACUACGGGUUCUGGUAUGAUCGCGUAAAACAGACUAUCCGAAAGGUGACAAACAUGUACUUGUUGGCUUCGAUGGGACCUCCCGGUGGCGGACGCAUGGUCAUCUCCAGACGACUACAGGCGCGGUUCAAUCAGAUUGUUAUCACAUUCCCAACGGAAUCCAGUUUGAAACGUAUUUACGGAAGUAUGCUGACACAAAAGCUGCUGGAGUUCGAAGAUGACGUCAAGUCCAUGUCUGAGAGUUUACUUCAGGCUUCCAUCGAUUUGUACAAUAUGGUCAUCAAUAAAUUUCUGCCCACGCCAACAAAGAUGCACUACCUGUUCAACCUGAGAGAUAUAUCUAAGAUCUUUCAAGGUCUUUUACGCGCCAGUAAAUCACAAAUCGAGACCAGAACGUCAAUGCUGCGUCUUUGGAUUCAUGAAGGCCUCCGAGUGUUUGCAGAUCGACUUAUCAAUGACAAAGAUCGCACAGCUUACGUUGAUCUGGUUGGCGACGCUUUGGCGACCCAUUUCGAUCAGACCUAUCACUCCUUGUGUCCAGCCCGACAAUCGCCUAUUUUCGCCGAUUUUCUGAACGCAGAAGGAGAGUAUGAAGAUAUCACAGAUUUGGACCGACUGCGAAGAUUUUUGGCCGAUACACUAAGGGAGUACAAUGAGACACCGGGAACAGUACCCAUGGACUUGGUUCUGUUCCGUGACGCGAUUGAGCACACUUGUAAGUUAACUCGUGUCCUCAAGCAACCACGUGGCAACAUGUUGCUAGUCGGUAUUGGCGGCAGCGGACGACAAAGUCUCAGUCGUUUGGCGGCUUACAUUUGUGAAUUCAAAAUCUUCCAGAUCGAAGUAACCAAGGUCUACCGGAAACAAGAAUUUCGAGAAGAUGUAAAGCGCAUGUAUUUCCAGGCCGGUGUGGAAAAUCAGCCUACAUUGUUCAUAUUUACCGAUACACAAGUAGUGGAAGAAUCAUUUCUUGAAGAUAUCAACAACUUGCUCAGUUCUGGAGAAGUCCCCACUCUUUACAAACCGGAUGAAUUUGAAGAGGUGCGCCAGGCACUACUAGACACAGCCAAACAGGAGGGAGUCAGUGAAUCAACCCAAUCAAUCUUUCAAUUUUUCAUUGAGCGUGUGCGGUCUAACCUACACAUUGUGUUGUGUAUGAGUCCGAUCGGUGAGCCCUUCCGCAAUCGGAUGCGUAUGUUCCCAGCCUUUGUCAACUGCACAACUAUCGAUUGGUUUAGUGAAUGGCCACUGGAAGCACUGCUGGAGGUCGCGGAGAAGUACUUGAACGAUGUGUCUCUUAUCGUCAGUGAACCCGACCCUCAGAUUCUGGUUAAGAGGGAGAACAGACUACGUGCCAGCAUCGUAAAGAUAUUUGCCAACAUGCAUCGUUCGGUGGCUGACAUGGCAUUAUUGAUGUUGGCUGAGUUGCGACGUCAUGUCUAUGUAACACCGACGAAUUACCUGGAACUCGUAGCCGGAUACAAAGUACUGCUGUAUCAGAAACGCCAAGAACUGAGUGACAAAGCGAACAAGUUAGCAAACGGGUUAGGAAAGAUUGAUGAAACACGAGAGAAAGUCGAAGUCAUGUCAGUCGAGCUGGAGGAUGCCCGCAAAAAGGUGGCGGCCUUCCAAAAGGAAUGCGAUGAUUACCUGGUCAUUAUUGUGCAACAGAAGAGGGAAGCGGAUGAACAGGCUAAGGCUGUGAUACAAACUCAGGAAAAGAUUAAAGUGGACGAGGUCAAGUGUAUGCACAUGGCCGAGUUGGCGAUGGCAGACUUGGCCCAAGCAAUGCCCGCACUGGAAGCAGCCAUGCAGGCUCUGGAAGCACUCAAUAAGAAGGAUAUCACAGAAAUAAAGUCCUACGGAAAGCCUCCAUUCUUAGUGCAGAAAGUCAUGGAAGCAGUCAUGAUUCUUCGUGGUGCCGAGCCGACUUGGGCCGAGUCACGGCGACAGUUGGGAGAACAAGAUUUUAUUAAACAGCUCGUCAACUUCGACAAGGACAACAUCAAUGAUCGAACUUUGAAGAAAAUUGGACUCUACUGUGCUCAAGAUGAUUUUCACCCGGAUGUCGUUGGGAAGGUCUCAACUGCUGCGAAGUCUCUCUGCAUGUGGGUCCGCGCAAUCGAGGUCUACGGGCGUGUAUACCGGGUGGUUGAACCCAAACGACAACGGUUGCAACAGGCUGAAGCAGUACUGCGUGAGAAACAGGAAAUGCUUGCUGCAGCACAAGCAAAAUUAGACGAAGUGAACGCUCAAAUGAGACGUUUGCAACAGGAGUACAACGAGAAGAUGGAACAGAAAGAAGAACUUCGACUAAAAGCAGAACAUACCGAGAAAAUGUUGGAUCGAGCCAGCAAAUUGGUCAGUGGACUGGCUGGUGAAAAACUUAGAUGGGAAAGCACCGUGGCUGAUCUAUCGGCUCGCAUUGAACUACUACCCGGAGAUUGCCUUCUGGCUGCUGGGUUCCUGUCCUAUAUGGGACCAUUUUUGAGUGAGUAUCGUGAGAAGCUGGUACGAAAUUGGCUGACUUUAGUUCGCGCGGAAGCUGCUCCUGCUUCGGACCCAUUUGUAUUCACUGAAUUCUUAGCGGAUCCAACACAGGUGAGGGAAUGGAAUCUCCAGGGCUUACCAAGAGAUGGCUUUUCGGUUGAAAACGGUGUCAUCGUCACACGAGGCUCUCGUUGGCCUCUCAUGGUUGAUCCCCAGUGUCAGGCUCAGAAGUGGAUCAAAUCAAUGGAAGGAAAGGCGCUAAGAGUGAUCGAUUUGCAGAUGCCAGAUUACAUUCGUGUUCUGGAAACCGCAGUUCAGUUUGGCCAACCAGUUCUGAUGCAGAACAUUCACGAGCAUCUGGAUCAAGCCUUAGAUCCAGUGUUGAAGAAAUCGCUUGCGAAAAUUGGUGGAGUGCUGAUCAUGCGUUUGGGCGAUAAGGAAAUUGAAUAUAACGAAAACUUCAGGUUCUACCUGACGACCAAACUACCCAACCCUCAUUAUGCACCCGAGGUGUGUGCCAAAACGACUGUUGUGAACUUCGCCGUAAAACAACAAGGUCUUGAGGCUCAACUUCUCGGAAUUGUUGUGAGAAAGGAACGACCAGAAUUGGAAGAACAAAAAGACAAUCUGGUCAUCGGUAUCGCAGCCGGAAAACGGAAAUUAACCGAACUGGAAGAUGAAAUUCUUCGACUGCUGAAUGAAGCACAAGGAUCUCUGCUGGAUGAUGAACAGUUGGUGAAUACACUACAGACUUCUAAAAUCACAUCAACAGAAGUGACGGAGCAGUUGCAAGUUGCUGAAAAAACCGAAGUUCAGAUUGAUACAGCUCGGGAAGGUUACCGGCCAUGUGCAGAAAGAGCUUCCAUUUUGUUUUUCAUCCUAAACGACCUUGGGCGGAUCGAUCCCAUGUACCAGUUUGCCUUGGAUGGAUACAUUGAUUUGUUUCACCUUAGUAUCGACAAAAGCCCUCGUUCGGGUAAACUAGAAGAUCGCAUCGUCCAUUUGAACGACUACCACACAUACGCUGUAUAUCGUUACACGUGUCGCGGUCUGUUUGAACGCCAUAAACUGCUAUUUUCAUUCCAAAUAUGUGUCAAAAUUUUAGAAGCUGCGGGAAAGCUCAAUCAAGACGAGUAUAACUUCUUCUUGCGGGGCGGUAUUGUACUGGACCGCGAUAACCAGCUUGAUAAUCCAUGUAACUCCUGGCUUUCUGAACAGUGUUGGGAUAAUAUUACAGAAUUGGACAAACUGCCAAACUAUCAUGGUCUGGUUACAUCUUUCGAACAGUAUCCACGUGACUGGCACAUGUGGUUUACUGCAGCAGAGCCGGAGACCAGUCCACUUCCAGGCGAAUGGGACAACACAACGAACGAGUUCCAGCGUAUGCUGAUUGUGCGUUCCUUGCGACCGGAUCGUGUUGCAUUUUGUGCCACAUCAUUCAUAACAAGCAACCUGGGCAGUCGAUUCGUUGAACCACCAGUACUAGAUAUGAAGCAGGUCGUUGAGGAUAGCAACACACGAACCCCACUGAUUUUUGUACUAUCCACGGGUGUCGAUCCAACCAGUGGUUUGCUCCAGUUGGCUGAAAACUGUGGAAUGGGAAAGAAGUUUAAUGCUUUAUCUCUGGGACAAGGUCAAUCUCCGAUCGCCACACGUCUCGUGCAAGAGGGUGUUCACGACGGGAACUGGGUGUUCCUAGCAAACUGCCAUCUAUCACUUUCAUGGAUGCCACAAUUGGACAAGAUUGUUGAACGACUGGGUUCGGAAGAGACCCAUCCGGAAUUUCGACUAUGGCUAUCGUCCAGCCCGGAUCCACAGUUUCCAAUAUCCAUCCUCCAGGCAGGAAUUAAAAUGACUACUGAGCCACCGAAAGGACUGCGCUCCAAUAUGAAACGGCUGUACCAUUUGAUAAAGGCAAGUUACAAUGCGGGUUUCCGAUGUUUCAUAGAGGAUCAGUUCACAACCUGCCACAAGCCGGAAAAGUACAAAAAGCUUCUGUUCUCUCUCUGCUUUUUCCAUUCCAUACUGCUGGAGAGACGUAAAUUCCUGAUGUUGGGCUGGAAUAUUCCGUACGAAUUCAACGACUCCGAUUUUGAAGUGUCAGAACAUUUGCUUACAAACUAUCUCGAUCAGUAUGAGGAGACGGCUUGGGAUGCUCUCAGAUAUUUGAUUGCUGAUAUCAACUAUGGUGGCCACGUGACAGAUGACUGGGAUCGACGCUUGUUGACUACCUACAUCACGGACUUCUUCAAGGAGGAUGUACUCAAAGAGACAUUUUACAAGCUGACCCCCUUGCCAUACUAUUACAUCCCACGAGAUGGUACUCUGAAUGCCUAUCGGGAGUUUGUUUCGAUGCUUCCACAAAUGGAUCAUCCAGAGGCUUUCGGUCAGCACCCGAACGCAGAUAUCACGUCGCAAAUUCAAGAGACACGGAUGCUAUUGGACACCCUACUUUCACUUCAGCCACAGGUCUCCACGAGCGCCGGAGUGUCCAGAGAAGAAUUGGUACUGGAACUGAUUGAAAAUCUCCAAAAACAAAUCCCUGAGAACAUUGACUAUGAGGGCACGGUCAAAAUCUUCGCCAACGACCACAGUCCACUGGUUGUGGUUCUGUUGCAAGAGAUUCAACGAUACAACGCCUUAUUACAUAAGAUGCGCCGGGAUUUGACUGAUCUGAGCAAGGGUAUACAAGGUUUGGUUGUGAUGUCUUCUGAACUUGAAGACAUUUUCCUAUCAAUCUUCGACGGUCGCGUGCCGGAAUACUGGAGCAAAACAUACUGUUCACUCAAACCACUUGGUUCCUGGGCGAGGGAUAUGGCGGCGCGCGUGGAAAUGUUUUCAAAGUGGGCACGGACGGCCCAUCCUCCGAAAGCAUUCUGGAUUGGUGCCUUCACUUUCCCCACAGGAUUUCUUACUGCAGUCCUCCAAACCGCAGCCCGUCAGAACAAUGUCUCAGUAGACAGCCUUAGCUGGGAAUUCACAGCGCACACAACAAUGGAUGUGAACACACUUCCAACACCCAAAGACGGUGUAUUCGUCUGCAACUUAUACUUGCAGGGUGCCGGUUGGGACAGAAAGACAGGCUGUUUGGUAGAAGCUACUCCGAUGCAGUUGGUUUGUGCCAUCCCGCCCAUUCACUUUAAACCUGUGGAAAAUAAGAAGAAAUCCUUAAAAAAUAUUUACGUUGCACCUUGUUACUAUUAUCCCAACCGCGCCGGAACCUCAGACAGACCUUCCUUCAUGAUCGGAGUGGAGUUGAAGACCGGAGAGAAGCCGCCAGAACACUGGACCAAACGAAGCACAGCAUUGCUUAUGAGCCUCGAUACAUAACCAACCACGACAUUCAUUUUAUCCGGAUUUCACUUUCUCAAGUGCCUUGAUCUCGGCCACAGUCAGCUGAACACAAUGAACUGUUUGACGAACGAUUUUCUCAUUUUUUUGUUGCUCAAUGUUGACCUAGGGUUCAAAUGUAUAGUGUCAUACGGUAUUGUAUCAGUAAAAAAAGUAAAAUC
This is a messenger RNA of Opisthorchis viverrini, 15640 nucleotides long. RefSeq lists its product as hypothetical. Gene Ontology annotation, cellular component: dynein complex. Gene Ontology annotation, biological process: microtubule-based movement. Gene Ontology annotation, molecular function: minus-end-directed microtubule motor activity; dynein intermediate chain binding; ATP binding. The record is from RefSeq and is a predicted model, not a curated record. The annotation marks the transcript as partial. Lineage: Eukaryota; Metazoa; Platyhelminthes; Trematoda; Opisthorchiida; Opisthorchiidae. The transcript is spliced from 51 exons.